Messenger RNA from Rotaria sordida, 1614 nucleotides. NCBI's taxonomy places the organism in Eukaryota, Metazoa, Rotifera, Eurotatoria, Philodinida, Philodinidae. The record is from the annotation of a GenBank genome assembly.
AUGUUGCUUUUAUUCUUUCUCGUUUUUGUAUUAUUCUCACAAAUAAAUGUAAUAUUUACACAUUGUGAACAAAAUCCAUUAUGUCGUUUAAGUAAUGAUUCAACGAUAAUGAUAUGUGAUUCUAUAUUUGGUAGUCAAAAUGAAAGUAGUCUAUCUCCUAUUAUAUCAUGUCUUCCAACUGCUAAAAUAUAUUUAUUUCGUAAUUUUGAACAAAUUCCAUCACAUACUUUUCAAAAUGUAACAUUUCCAGAAAAUCAAUCAUUUAUUAUUAAAUUAAUUAAUAUAUCAAUAAUUGAUACGGAAGCAUUUUCAAAUUCAUUAAUUAUUCCUCGUAGUUCAAAAUUAUCAAUUGAAAUUGGUGAAUUAGAUAGUUUAACAAGUAUAAGAUUAAAAUCAAAUGCAUUUAAUAAUAUUAAAAUUGAUCAUUUACAUUUUUUUAAUUUUAAUGAUUUUAAUGGACAUUCUAUAUUUGAUACAGAUUGUUUUGGUAAUAAUUUAGAAAUUAAUAAACUUACAUUUGAACAAUGUAAUAUAAUUGGUUUUUCAAAUAUUAUUUCAAAAACUGUAAAUGUUUAUCAUUUAUCAAUUAAAAGUUCUUCUAAUUUAAUACAAUUAACAGAUAAAAAUUUACCAUUAUUUUUAUCAACAUCAAAAUCAUUUGAAAUAUCAAAUACUAGUCUAGAAAUUAUUAAUCCACAUACAUUUCAAGCAUGGUCACUUGUACUUGAAGAAUUAAUUAUAUCGAAUAAUUUAAAUUUUGAAAUUUUUCCAUUAAUGAUUAUUGAUGGUGUAUUAAUGAAAUUACAUAAACUUGAUUUAAGUUAUAAUUCAAUAAAAAUUCUUGAUGGAAAUUAUGAUUGGUUUGCAUAUAGUUAUACAAAAUAUUUAUUAUUACGAAAACAACAACUUGAUCUAUUUCUUAAAACAAAUAUUUUAAAAACAUUAACAUUCUUAGAAAAAAUUGAUUUUUCUGAAGGAUUUAUUAGUGAUGAUAAUAAUAAUGAUGAUUUAAUUAAAAAUUAUUUUCCAAAUAUGUCACAUUUAAAUUCAAUUGAUAUUUCAUAUACAAAUCUUUCCGAAAAUAUGAUUAUUGAUUUACUUACAUCUAUAAGUAAAAUAGCAAAUCAUUUUAUAACUAUUGGUUUAUAUGGUCAUACAUUAAGUAAUAAGAAUUUUUGUUCUUAUUAUAAAAUAUUUAAAAAUGCACCUAAUUUACUUCAACUUGAAUUAGAUAAAACACAUGAAUGUAAUUGUGUUAUUGAUUUAUUUUAUAGUAAUCAAUUGCGAGAAGAAAUAACUAAUUAUUCUCUAUUACAACCAACAUGUUUAUUUAAUUCAACACGAAUGCCUUGUAAUAUUGAAAAACAAUUAUCAUUAUCAAAUUGUACAAUUGGUGGACAACAUGUUGAUGAAUCAAAUACAGAUAGUAAAGUUGGAAAUUAUGCAUUUGGUGCUGUUGUAGCUGUAUUAACAAUUGUUUUAUUGAUAUUAUUAUCACUUGGUUUUGGUGUUGUCUAUCAAAUACGACGUCGACGUCUUACUGAUCUUGAUAUGGAACAACCUGUUGAAAAUCCUUUAAAUGCAAUUAUUGAAGAACGUUUACAAAAUAAAUAA